This is a messenger RNA of Seminavis robusta, 753 nucleotides long. The record is from the annotation of a GenBank genome assembly. NCBI's taxonomy places the organism in Eukaryota, Bacillariophyta, Bacillariophyceae, Naviculales, Naviculaceae.
AUGGAUGAGAGCACAUGUUCAUCAGCUGCUGAGAAAGGGAAUUUGGAAGUCCUCAAGUAUGCCCAUGAAAAUGGCUGCCCAUGGGAUGAGAGCACAUGUUCAUCAGCUGCUGAGAAUGGUCACUUGGAAGUCAUCAAGUAUGCCCAUGAAAAUGACUGUCCAUGGUAUGAAGACACUUGUCAAGUUGCUGCGCAACAGGGAGAGUUGGAAGUCCUCAAGUAUCUCCAUGAAAAUGGCUGCCCAUGGUAUGAUCGUGAAAUAUGUGCACUUGCUGUUGAGAUUGGGGAUAUUGAAACGCUCAAGUAUGCCCAUGAAAAUGGCUGCCCAUUUCCUUGGGAUGCAUGUGAAGUUGCUGCUGGAGAGGGGCACUUGGAAAUCCUCAAGUAUGCCCAUGAAAAUGGCUAUCGAGGGUAUGGGGACCCAUGUGCAGCAGCUGCUGAGUAUGGACAGUUGGAAGCCCUCAAAUAUCUCCAUGAAAAUGGCUUUCGAUGGUAUUUGUCCACAUGUUUAGAAGCUGCUAGAGAAGGACAUUUGGAAGCCCUCAAGUAUGCCCAUGAAAAUGGCUGUCCAUGGGAUAAGGACGUAUGUAGCGUUGCUGCUAUGAAUGGACAUUUGGAAAUCCUCGAAUAUCUCCAGGAUAACGGUUGUCCGUGGCAUUUGUAUGGAGAGUUGGAAGCCAUCGAGUUCGCCCUUGACCAUGGUGUUGAGUGGUACUGUUUUAUAGGGUGCCCUCGUAGUGAAUGGCAAUACUAG